GUGGUAUCCAAAUAAAUAACGAACUAACAGGUCAGUGUGUCAGCUGCUGAGCUGGUUAGUAACCCAGUUAUGAAUCAACUAAAUAGUCAGUUUGUAAGCUGACUAAGAUGAGGAAGCCUAACCAACCAACCAUGUUAUGUAUUUUUAUAACAUAGACAUAUUGUCUCAAAAGUCCUGUUUAUUAAUGGAUAUGAGCAUAACAAAUAUAUAUCACCUGCAUAAAAGGUUAGUGUCAAACACAUAGCUUGAGGACAGUAUAGUCAAGGGUAGUUCAAAGUACACUGGAUCCUUUAUCUUAAGGACUUUCUCCUGUAGAAAAGUGUUCAGCACCUGGUAAACCUAAAGUAUUCUCUGAAAUGUGAAACACUUUUUACUGGUGGCAAGUGCAAUUUAGGUAUAGUUGAACUGACAUGUGCUAAGUAUUCUCAUUUUAUUCUUUCUUUUUAUGAUUUAAUCAAUGCUGGUUUGUCUACUAUUGUUUUGUUGUAAGAGAUGAUAAACAUAGAUUGAUUGUCUUUUCACACCCCUCAGCACAAGCUUAAAGAUUAAUCAGACAGAUAAGAUAUACAUAUCAGUGUAUUUCAAGCGAGGUUCAUGCAUAACUCACAUUGCACCUUGAAGAGGAGCCACUGCAACCUCAACAUAACAAUAUGAGCAAUUUUGGACAAAUCCUGAAGGAGGUUGGGGAGUUUGAUUUGUUUCAGAAACGAUUGCUGGUCGCUUUAUGCUUACCUGUCAUAUUUGGAGCUUUUGACUCUAUUGGUCAGGUAUUUAUGGGAAUUAGUUUUCCUCAUCACUGUAACACUGACUGGAUCUUGGAGCGAGGAUUUAACCUGACACAAGAGAGACAGAGAAAUCUCACCCUGCCAGUGAACAAGGAUGGGGGGUAUGAAAGCUGCAAAAUGUUCACACGUGUGGAUUUGGAUUUGGAAACCAUUGAAGAAUAUGGGAUUAACAGUACAACAGGAUGCAUAGAUGGAUGGGACUAUGAGGCACCGACAGGUUCUUCCAGCAUUGUCACAGAGUUUGAUUUGGUGUGUGAUCAGAGGGGUUUGAUUGCGGUAUCACAGUCCAUCUCCAUGGCUGGUGUUCUGGUUGGAGCACUGACAUAUGGGGCGAUUUCUGACAGGUUUGGUCGGCGCUUUGCAAUUCUGCUGACACUCAGUGCCCUUCUGUGUUUUGGUGUUAGUGUCGCUUUCUCCCCCAAUAUUUAUGUUUAUAUGGUUCUCAAAUUUUUUUCUGGGACUUCAAGUGUUGUCAUUUCAAUGCUUUCUUCCGUAAUGGCACUGGAAUGGACAGAUCCCUCUAAGGCCACCUUUUGCAUGAAGUUGGUCAUAUCAUUCUUUGCUGUUGGACUGAUGUUGCUGUCCGGCAUUGCAUACUUCAUCCGAAACUGGCGAAUCUUGCAGCUGGUGCUCUUCAGCCCCCUUCUCCUGACUGUUGGAUUCUUAUACUGGUGUCUUCCAGAGUCAGCUCGCUGGCUCACGACCCAGGGCAGGAAAGAGGAGGCACUGAAGGUGCUUGAGAGAGCAGCCAGGGUGAACAAGAGGAAGGUUCCAAAAGAUUUGAUUGACACGCUAGUUAUAGAGGGUUCAUCUGAAAGAAGAAACAUGUUGGACAUCUUUCGAAUACCAUACUUGAGAAAACGUACCAUGAUAAUGGGCUUUAACUGGUUUUCAGCAAGUCUUCUGUACUAUGGACUGAGCCUGAAUGUUGGAGGCUUUGGCUUGAAUAUCUACCUCACUCAGUUCAUCUUUGGUUUUGUGGAAAUUCCUGCCAAUAUGAGCGCUUUGGCACUUCAACAGCUCUUUGGAAGGAAAAUCUGUCAAACUGGCUUCCUGAUUUUGGGGGGAGUUGUUUGCCUUGUGAUCCUUGCUAUUCCAAAUGAUCUUCCUGUGGUGGUAACAGUCAUUGCCUUACUUGGGAAAUUUUCUGCAACUGCCUCAUUCAGCACAGCUUACAUUUACACUGCAGAAUUAUACCCAACUGUUUUAAGGCAGAGUGGUGUUGGUCUAAACUCCAUGUGUGCUCGAGUGGGAGGCAUCCUUGCUCCACUGAUCAGACUUCUAGACAUGUUCCACUAUACCAUCCCCAUGGUAAUAUAUGGCGUCAUACCAAUAGCUGCUGGGGGUUUCUCUUGGUUUUUGCCUGAAACCCUCAACGUUCAACUUCAGGACCAUGCCGAGGAAAAGUGA
Messenger RNA from Notolabrus celidotus (New Zealand spotty), 2195 nucleotides. Its product is annotated as solute carrier family 22 member 13-like. The transcript has 9 exons. Gene Ontology annotation, molecular function: transmembrane transporter activity. Lineage: Eukaryota; Metazoa; Chordata; Actinopteri; Labriformes; Labridae. Gene Ontology annotation, cellular component: membrane. Bases 651 to 2195 code for a protein of 514 amino acids. The record is from RefSeq and is a predicted model, not a curated record. Gene Ontology annotation, biological process: transmembrane transport.